UUUACUUUGACGUGUAAGAGAAACGUGUGCAGAAGUUUUGUUUCGAUUUUGUUUUACAAAGAAGAUCGUUCAAUGGCUCAAGUAACAGGUGACACCCUUCUCGUGGUUGGUAGAACAGGGAAUGGAAAAAGUUCUACAAUCAACUCAAUUCUACAGAAGCAAGUCACCACUCGUGGUGAUGAGAUAUCGGUGAACACCAAUGGUGAUCUAACACUGAUUGAUGGGUCCGGCAUUGGUGACACCGGGGAUGACAUGAUCGUCACCCCCAGAGAUCUGAUCGACUCGAUCAAGGAGAAGAUGGCGCAAGGUUUCACGGCUUUGUUGUUUAUGUUGAAAUACGGAGUGAGGUUUACUCAACAGGAGAAAAACGCUGUGAAAACCGUUAAAUCUAUUUUUGGUGAGGAUGUUUUUAGAAACUGGGGGAUAAUCGUCAUGACGCAUGGGGACAACUUUGAACUUGACCAGGAUGAAGAUUAUUGUCAAUCCUUCCAAGACUGGUGCCAGGAUCAGAGAGGGGACAUUCAGAAUUUGUUCCAGGAAUGUAGUGGACGGUGUGUCCUGUUCAACAAUAAAAGACCGGACGACACGCAAAACCAAGUCUUAAACUCGUUUGUUCAGAAGGUUAAGUCAACAGUAAAAAGACCGUAUUCUAUGCUUGAUUUUAACCAUGCUAAAAACAUGCGAGACUUGUGGAUGCAGCAAAAUGAUAAACAAUACACAGUUACCAUACCUGAUGAAGACCUGAUUUCCAGGCCCACUGCAAAUAUCCACCAUUACAAAUCAUUAAUGAACGCAAGAAAUAUGGUCCAAGUUUUAAUACUUGCAGUGCCAGCCAUAUUGCUUUAUUUGUGGACAUUUAUUGCUGCUUUAAUUUAUAUUGUAUUGUAUUUAUUGGUAGCUUAUUGGAAGUAUAAUGAUCAGAUUAAUGCUCUGAUUUGCUCAAAGAAGAAAUUAUACAUCUCGAGUGCUGUGUAGCUUUACUCAACCUCUUCAACACUGUAAUACGCAGGUUUUAUAAAUAUACCCGUAACUUUACUAAACAUUCUUAAACACUGACACACAUCGUAUAAAUCUCUUCAAAUUUUCACAAUAACUUUUCACUAAUGUUAGACCUAUCAUUAAUUUUUUUCAUGACUUAAAUAUAUUUCAUAACUUUGUGAUACACUGUGGGUAUAGUUGUGGCCUUAUAUAGGACAUACAACCUCUCUAUAUAGGACAUACAACCUCUCUAUAUAGGAUAUACAACCUCUCUAUAUAGUACAUACAACCUCUCCAUAUAGGACAUACAACCUCUCUAUAUAGUACAUACAACCUCUCUAUAUAGGACAUACAACCUCUCUAUAUAGGGCAUACAACCUCUCUAUAUGAGACAUACAACCUCUCUAUAUAAGACAUACAACCUCUCUAUAUAGGACAUACAACCUCUCUAUAUAGUACAUACAACCUCUCUAUAUAGGACAUACAACCUCUCUAUAUAGUACAUACAACCUCUCUAUAUAAGACAUAAAAACUCUCUAUAUAAGACAUACAACCUCUCUAUAUAGUACAUACAACCUCUCUAUAUAGGACAUACAACCUCUCUAUAUAGGACAUACAACCUCUAUAUAAGACAUACAACCUCUCCCUAUAAGACAUACAACCUCUCUAUAUAAGACAUACAACCUCUCUAUAUAAGACAUACAACCUCUCUAUAUAAGACAUACAACCUCUCUUUAUAGUACAUACAACCUCUCUAUAUAGGACAUAAAGCCUCUCUAUAUAAGACAUACAACCUCUCUAUAUAAGACAUACAACCUCUCUAUAUAAGGUAUUCAACCUCUCUAUAUAGUACAUACAACCUCUCUAUAUAGGACAUACAACCUCUCUAUAUAGGACAUACAACCUCUAUAUAAGAAAUACAACCUCUCCCUAUAAGACAUACAACCUCUCUAUAUAGUACAUACAACCUCUCUAUAUAAGACAUACAACCUCUCUAUAUAGUACAUACAACCUCUCUAUAUAAGACAUGCAACCUCUCUAUAUAAGACAUACAACCUCUCUAUAUAGUACAUACAACCUCUCUAUAUAGGACAUACAACCUCUCUAUAUAGGACAUACAACCUCUAUAUAAGACAUACAACCUCUCUAUAUAAGACAUACAACCUCUCUAUAUAGUACAUACAACCUCUCUAUAGAAGGCAUAAAACCUCUCUAUAUAGGACAUAAAACCUCUCUAUAUAGGACAUUGAACCUACAUUAUGCUGUCAAUACACACAUUUAUCUAAAGGUCAACUUUAAAAUUACUCGCUCCAUGCCCAGAUUUCUUAUAGUCGCGAAUUGACCCCCUCCCCCUUUUUUUUUACUUUUUUUAAAAUGAUCAACUCCACUCCCACCAAUAUUUCGUUUUGAAAAUAUAAAAAUAUUGUUAAUGAAAAAAAUCCGUUGCAAAUUGUAGACAAAUUCAAGUAUUAAAAACUUUCUACAACUAUAUACACCAUAGUGUAUUUUAAAAUUUUACAUCUGUGAAAAUCCUCCCCAUUAAUGCAUUUAUUGUCCAGACAAAACAAUUGUGAGGGCUGUCAACAUAGAUAUAUAGUUUAGUUUCAUUUGCAAUUUCCAUGUAUUUCUAAGUCUUGAGACUCUUUAGUUGUACUCAGACUUAAGUUUGAUAACUGAGGGCUAUUUGUAUAAGCUUUUAUUAAAUCUAAUGCACAGUGGCUUAUUUUUUAUGUUUUUAUUUCUUGGGUCGCUAAAAUAUGUAAAGACAUCAUGAGCGUCCAAAGCUUUUUAUUAAAUAAAGUAAAUCUGUGUUAUUUUGUUAUUUACAGUGCAUUUAAAAGCAUAGUAUUAUAAGGAUUUUAUAUUGCCUUUAUUCAUCACACCGGAUGUUAAACUACUGCUUGAUUUAAGUUACUACUGUUUGUUUUUGACCUCACUUCAUUGAUACAAGCGGGUGGCUGUAACUUUAGUCUUUAAUUAAUUUAAAUGUAUUGUAUUAUUUUUACUCAUCAUACAUCUGCCAACGGCUUGAAAUUAAUAGUUAACCCAUAUACGAAGUAUUGUUUUUAUGAUAAUAAAUUGCCUUUGAUGAACAUUCUGUGCCGGCCCAGUGUGUCAGUGGAACAACAAGGAAAAAAAUGAGAAUGAUGAAAAUGCCAUCUUGCAUUUUUUAGACGAUAUGUUAUGAGAAUGAAUGUGGGUCUAAUAUUGAAUCUAGCAUCGUCGCUAGGUCGGGUGUUACCCAAUAUCAGCAUGGAUAUCUACUCGUCCUCAUUUACUUCGUCCAUAUUUAGACAUACUAAAAAAAUGUAAAUACGCACAUUUGUCAAUAAAAACCACAAACACAUUCAAAAAUUAAAAGCUUUAUCGCUACAAAUAUGAAAAUUAUAUAUUUUAAAACUCUUUCGUUUUUUUUAUUGUGUAUACAUACUGCUUAUUCUUCUCUAUUAAUACUAUUUAUGCUGACAUUUUUGUCAUUGCUAAUGAUGUAUCUGGGUUGGUUAUCAUGUAUUACCAUUUCUCGGGAUCAAAUAUUUGUACUAGACUCCAGGGGCUCCAAACUUUUCAGUCCGAGGGCCGCAUUAACUAUCAAAUUUCAGUUCGGGGGCCAGUUUCUUCCAGGCAUGUCUUUGAUUUUUCUGGGCAAAGUUCCUCAGCCAUCACCAAUCAACGUUUUUUCCGUGCACAAAAAGAUCUCCGCGGGCCGGAUGAGAGGACAUCGCGGGCCGCAUUUGGCCCGCGGGCCGUAGUUUGGAGACCCCUGUACUAGACUAUUAGUCUGAUGACUGAGGGCAAUUUCUCAUCACGCUGGUUGCUUGAUUGUGAUUAGUACUGGGUUUUUUUUUGUCUCAUUUGAUUAAUAUUCGCGGUCGCUGUAUUUUUUUCUCUCGAAUAAUUUUCAAUUUACUUUUUAGCGCAAUUUCCAUUCUGGAGAAUUGCGUUUAUUAACUCGUCUUUUCUGGGAAUGGAUGGAUGGAUGGAUGGAUGUGUGUCCGCAGCUUUAAGUCGUAUCUCCUCCUCAACGAAGCAAUAUCGAGGACUAGUUCCAAAGCAAUUAUGUUAAGCAAGUUACGAGGAUGAACAUAGGCUAUAAAAAUUCCGGGUUUCUUUCAUGGAUUUCCCGGAAAAGCCAAAAAACCUCGAAAAAAUGCAGUUUUUGGCCCAUAUCUCAGCAACCAGACCACUUAGCGACUUGAAACAUGUACCAAUCGAUUUCUGCCAUAAUUUACAACAAUAUUGCCGAAGAAAGUUUUCAAAAAUAUCCUUUCGUUUGGUCACAAAAAAUGUUUUUAAUUAAUUAAAAUUUGGACCGAAUUAGUAGGCAUUUUAUGCAACCACACCACACGCGUCAUCACGUUCAAAAGCUGCGCCAUCACGUUUAAUGGCUGCGACGUCACGUUCGGUAGCUGGGCGCGCAAUGGUUUUUAGUCAUGUUACUCUAUUGUAAAUAAAACAUGUAAAAUACUGAAACAAAAAUUAAUAAAAAACGUUUUAAUAACUAACCAAUGGUUUUACUAACCCUGCUCUUCAUUUACGCUACGACAGAGCUAUUUUAAAUAACACAAGGAAAUUGCGCUAAAAUUGUCACUAGACUUUUUUUAAUUACUUGUUUUACUUUGCAUACAACUGUGUUAAAUGCUUGAAAAAUAAUAAAACUCAUAUAAGAACCAUUAUUGUAUUUAUGUUAUUAAAUUGAACCAAACGUAUUAACAAGUGUGUGUUUUCGUGGUAUAAAGCAUGGUAUAGUUAAUA
Molecule: messenger RNA, 4731 nt
Organism: Physella acuta
Lineage: Eukaryota; Metazoa; Mollusca; Gastropoda; Physidae
Product: GTPase IMAP family member 7-like
Molecular function (GO): GTP binding
Source: RefSeq, a predicted model, not a curated record